UGUAUAGUGAUAACUCACCGCCCAUUGCACGUUUUAGUUAUGACAAAAUUGUGUAUACCAUAAAAAUAAUGGCAGACGGGAGAAAUCCAGGGGUGUCUCGCCCUGAAAGGGGUGACAUUCGUGUUGAAGAUUUGCACUUGGACCGAGUGGUCUCAUCUCAGCCUGAAAUCGGACCAACACCACCUGAUGGCGGUUAUGGGUGGUUAAUAGUGGUGUCUGCUAUGGUUUACCAUGUCACUGUGCCGGCAUUAGUGACAUUAUACGGACUGAUCAUUCUAAAAGCUGUGCGUCAGGACGGCCAUGAAGACGAUGAGAAAAUAAAAAUAUGGGAUGUGGAUAUAGCCCUAGUGCCAGUUAUAUGUUUAGUGGUAAAGCUGCUUUUGGAGUCAUGGAGCCGGGCAGUAGUGAAAGUCUUCAACAUGCCCAGGUUCAUGGCUUUGGCAGGGCUGUGUCUCACAGUGGCAGGGGUAUUACUGUCAAGUUAUUCAACGGAUGCUGACAGCAACGAUAAAAUUGUGAAUAUUUUUGCGGGACUGUUCAUAGGCAUGGGUUGCGCACUCACAGGCAUGCAGACGGAAGUAAUCCUAACGAUCUACUUCAGAGACAACCUCACGAUCGCCCAGCGGUUGGUCAGGAUAGCGCCAUCUAUCGGCAACUGUAUCGUACCCAUUGUAGUCGGGUACUCACUCACUAAAUACACAGGCGAUGUCGUAGUCAUGUUAUAUGGAGCCAUACUAAUGCAAAACUGCUUCUUCCUAGCCGCUUACACCAGACCUGUUUACAUAGAAAAAGUGAUAAGGACUACAUACAGAAGAAUCAUUGACGCCGGUGAUGAUGAUGAUGAAAUAAUAUUCUCAAAUCAAAGUCGGAGCGAACCCCCAACUGUCACACAAGUCACUGAAGGCCCUAGCACCCAAGAAGACCCUACAGAUGUAGUUGUUUUCAACUCCAGAAUAAACGCCAAAGAAAUAUUAGACCCAGAUGUUCAACAACGCGAAAGAGCAAUUUCCAACGAGCGAAGAUUCUCAUCAGACUUCAGUGGAAUGUACAAUGAUAAUAAUAGGUUUUCGUCUGAUUUUGGAACCUUAGAUAUAACCAGUUAUAGCAGGAUUGGGCCAUAUCAAGAGUUGGAGAAUAUAGAUAGGGAUGCGCAAAAUCCUCAACCUUUAUAUAGGGAGACUACGGUCAAUGCUCCUGAUGAAAACUUGGUGUUUUCCUCUGAUAUGACAGUAGGUACUGCGAGGCGGACGGCCAUGUUGAAGAAGCACUUUAUCACUGUGGCUAAUAUGCUGGUGGAUGUUAAUUUCUAUUUGUACACUGUGCUACAUUUAUGCACGACAUUCUCAACGCUCGUGCUUUUGUUAUUUUUCCCGAUAUUCUUUUGGGAGAAGAAUCCUUCGCUGAAUAUUUGGGGGGUGACACAAAUGGUGACCGUAGCGCACGGGCUGGCGCUCUGCUUCAUCUUGCUGUGCGUGCUGCUUCCGCAGACCUUCAACCACAAGGCGCGGCUGUGCAGCGCGUGCUGUGUCAUCGGCGGCGCCGCUUUUUAUGGCAUAACUCUAUCAAACAGCAUGAGUUUCCUAGUCUACUGGUGCAUAGUAGCGGCUGCAUCCACGACUGCAUCAUCCAUACUCCAGCAGCCACUAUACAACAGCACGCUCAACGAAUUCUCGCGCACGGCGACCAUAACCUUCGCGAACACGAUCGCAGCCGUCUGCAUAAUAGCCUGGGCUUUGAUGAGGAAUUAUUUUUUAAAUACUUGCUUCCUCACUGCCAGUAUUUUGCAGUUUUUUACUGCCGCGGUAUUCUUUGUAGCCUCUUUUAGGAGGCAACGGUAGAUGACAUACGAUUUGCAUUAAUAGUAAGUUAUUUAAUUACCAUUUAGGCUUGUUUCACCGAUAAAGUUCUAUUUAUUUAACCAAACCUACAUACAAACUUAAUUUGUCGAACAUAUGCCGAUAUAAUAAUCGUGUUUCAAAAGAAUUAGGAUUGGACUAACUGGCUAAUGAUAUAACCUCAGCAUAGACGACCAAAAAUAUCAUAUAUCUAGUAGUAAAUUUAUUUGUCAGAUUACAAUUAACUAAUUCAUUUUAUCAGAAAGUGGUGAAACAGGUGAACAGUGGUAAUUAAUUUUAUCAGAAAGUGGUGAACAAUGCAUUAUUUUUUUAUACUGGAAUUAAAAAGGAUGUGCACUGCA
This is a messenger RNA of Plodia interpunctella (Indianmeal moth), 2197 nucleotides long. RefSeq lists its product as uncharacterized. The record is from RefSeq and is a predicted model, not a curated record. Gene Ontology annotation, cellular component: membrane. The transcript is spliced from 4 exons. The coding region runs from base 69 to 1838 and encodes 589 amino acids. NCBI's taxonomy places the organism in Eukaryota, Metazoa, Arthropoda, Insecta, Lepidoptera, Pyralidae. Gene Ontology annotation, molecular function: monocarboxylic acid transmembrane transporter activity.